Messenger RNA from Durusdinium trenchii, 822 nucleotides. Lineage: Eukaryota; Dinophyceae; Suessiales; Symbiodiniaceae. The record is from the annotation of a GenBank genome assembly.
AUGUCGCCUUUGUUGGAAUCAGACAGCCAGCCCAACCUCUAUGCCAGCCUAGAGCCCACACGGCGGAUGGCGCUCUCACGCGGUAGUGCGAGGCAGAUUGCGGCGCUCUCAGGUAGCUAUGCAGAUUCGUGGAAAGAGAUGAAUCCAACAUGUGAAUACAAGCUUUGGAACGACACGGAGAUCACGGAGCUGGCUCAGUCCAAAUCUCCCGACUUGCUUUGGCCCAUUUGGGAGGGCUUUACGCCCGUUGAAAAGGCGGAUGUUUUUCGAUAUUUGGUCCUCUGGGCCUUCGGAGGUUACUAUGCCGAUGCCGACGUGGAAUGCGCGAGACCCAUCAAGACAUGGGAGGUGCCCGAGGAGACGGACAUGAUUGUAGGCUAUGAGUUCGGGCAUCGCUUCCCGGAGUGGCAGCGAGCAGAGAUCAAGUUUGGCCGCACCGAACAGUUUCAGCAGUGGUUCAUCGUCUCGGCUCCGCAGAAUCCACUUUUGCUUCGGGUGUUGCACAUGAUCCGACGUCGUUUCGCCUGGAAGAUUCAAAGCACACUGGAUCUCACAGGCCCUGGGGUCUUCAGUGAUGCAGUUCAUGAGUUCCUGGAGGACAACUCAGAGGAUGCAGUGCAGAAGGAGAUUGGAUUUCGCCAGUACGGCCUUGGGACGUGGAAACUCUGGGUCUGCGCGGCGGGUCGUGUAAACUCCUCGCCACAGGUGGCCCGGGACGAUCCGGAAGAGGGGAAAGCGCCUCUGAUCAUUCAUCAUUUUCUGGGCAGUUGGAAGACCGACAAGGAUCGCACUCCGGCCGAGCUGGCCAAAAUGGGCAAGUAA